CACACUGCACAGCCAGAGGGGGAGUUCAGCUCGUUUCACCGUUCACCGACUCCGCGUGACGCUUAAACACGAGCAGCGCGCGGCGAACGCGAGGAAGCUCUCGCGCUCUCUCACGCGCAAAGGAACGAAUGCAUACUGAUGAAUUUGAAUCUACCGUGUCAGAUCGGACCUGAGCGUUUUAAUCGAUGUCGGAGUUUUAUCUCUGGAUAUAAGCCGAAUCCUCCUCCUCCUCCUUAGCUGAACGGAAAGACCUCAUCAAAGAGGCAAAUUAUGCCAGCAGUACCAGAGUCGCUGUCUCUGGUGACGUGCCAGCCUGUUGGUGAGACCCUUCGCUCCAGCACCCAUCCCUGUGCCCUCUCCCCUGGCAGGCCCAUGCUGGUGGACGCCCCGCUCAGGCUCACGCCCGCACCAUGAGCGCCAACGGCCCUGCUCCGCGUGCUGCGACUCCUGCCGCACCCCCCGCAGCCUCCGUGCCUGUAUCGUCAGUGGUACCGGUCGGCUCGCUGGCCCAGAAGAAGCGGCAGCAGUAUGCCAAAAGCAAAAAACAGGGCAGUUCGGCCAACACGCGGGCGCAGAGAGCUCUGUUCUGCCUCAACCUCAACAAUCCCAUCCGCCGGGCCUGUAUCAGCCUCGUGGAAUGGAAGCCAUUUGAUAUCUUUAUAUUGAUAGCGAUUUUCGCCAACUGUAUGGCCUUAGCUGUAUACAUCCCCUUUCCCGAGGAUGAUUCCAACUCAACCAACCACGACCUGGAAACAGUCGAAUAUGCCUUCCUUAUCAUUUUCACUAUCGAAACCUUCCUGAAGAUCAUAGCGUACGGCUUGGUGAUGCAUCAGAACGCGUAUGUACGAAACGGAUGGAACAUGCUGGAUUUCGUCAUUGUCGUCAUAGGAUUGUUUAGUGUUGUCUUGGAAAUUUUGACCAAAGAUGUGGAGAAGGAUUCUGUUAGCCACCCGCCUGUUCACGGCCAUGGAGGGAAACCAGGAGGUUUCGAUGUCAAAGCCCUCAGAGCCUUUCGAGUGCUGCGACCACUUCGCCUGGUCUCAGGAGUGCCCAGUUUACAGGUGGUGCUGAACUCCAUCAUUAAAGCCAUGGUUCCCCUCCUCCACAUUGCCCUGCUGGUUCUGUUCGUUAUCAUCAUCUACGCCAUCAUCGGUUUGGAGCUUUUCAUUGGAAAAAUGCAUGCUUCCUGUUACUUUCAAGGAACAGAAAUAAUAGAGGACGAACCGGCACCGUGUGCUGUUAACGGUCAUGGCCGCACAUGCCCCAUUAACGGCACCGUGUGUAAGGAGGGCUGGCAUGGCCCCAACGGAGGCAUCACGAACUUCGACAACUUCAUGUUUGCCAUGCUCACUGUGUUUCAGUGCAUUACCAUGGAGGGCUGGACGGAUGUGCUCUACUGGAUGAAUGAUGCUAUGGGGUUGGAGCUGCCCUGGGUGUACUUUGUGAGCUUGGUCAUCUUCGGCUCUUUCUUCGUCUUGAACCUGGUUCUGGGUGUGUUGAGCGGAGAGUUCUCUAAAGAGCGAGAGAAGGCGAAGGCUCGUGGAGAUUUCCAAAAGCUACGAGAGAAACAGCAGCUGGAGGAAGAUCUGAAAGGUUAUCUGGACUGGAUCACGCAAGCCGAAGACAUCGACCCUGAGAAUGAAGAGGAAGAUGAGGAAAGCAAACGCAACCCAAGCAUGCCGGCGAGUGAGACAGAAUCCAUGAAUACAGAAAAUGAGAAAGGAGAAGAUGAGAAGGCGACAUGUUGUGGCCCAACAUGUCAAAAAAUUUCAAAAUCAAAGUUCAGUCGGCGCUGGCGUCGCUGGAACCGGUUGUGUCGAAGGAAUUGUCGUUUGGCUGUGAAAUCUGUGCCAUUCUAUUGGCUGGUGAUCAUCUUGGUUUUCCUCAACACUUUGACUAUCUCUUCAGAACAUUACAACCAACCCAUGUGGCUCACACAAGUCCAGGAUGUGGCCAAUAAAGUGCUGCUGGCCCUGUUCACGUGUGAGAUGUUGGUGAAGAUGUACAGUCUGGGUCUGCAGGCUUAUUUUGUGUCUCUGUUUAAUCGCUUUGACUGCUUUGUUGUGUGCGGAGGCAUCACAGAGACAAUCCUAGUCGAGUUUGAGGUUAUGUCACCUCUCGGCAUCUCAGUGUUUCGAUGUGUGCGACUUCUCAGGAUCUUUAAAGUCACACGUCAUUGGGCAUCUCUCAGUAACUUGGUGGCAUCUCUGCUGAACUCCAUGAAGUCCAUCGCUUCUCUACUGCUGCUGCUCUUCCUCUUCAUCAUCAUCUUCAGCCUCCUCGGUAUGCAGGUGUUUGGUGGCAAGUUUAACUUUGACGAGACCCAAACAAAGAGGAGCACCUUUGACAACUUCCCUCAGGCCUUGCUCACUGUGUUUCAGAUUCUGACUGGUGAAGACUGGAAUGCCGUCAUGUACGAUGGAAUUAUGGCGUACGGCGGCCCAUCAUCGUCAGGAAUGAUCGUGUGCAUCUACUUCAUCAUUCUCUUCAUAUGUGGAAAUUACAUUCUUCUGAAUGUGUUCUUGGCUAUCGCUGUGGACAACCUUGCUGAUGCAGAGUCUCUGAACACAGACAACGAUGAUAAGAAGAAAUGUGAUGAAAUUGAUGAAAUUGAAGAUGAUGCCAAGCCUGGAGAGGAGGAUGAGAAUGAAAAUGCAGAGGAGGAUGAAGAAGAGCCGGACGUUCCUGCGGGGCCCCGCCCAAAGAUCUCAGAGCUUGUUAAGAAGGAGAAAAUCACUCCAAUCCCAGAGGGCAGUGCGUUCUUCAUCUUUAGCAACACAAACCCAAUUCGUGUGGCGUGCCACAAGCUGAUAAACCACCACAUCUUCACCAACCUCAUCCUUGUCUUCAUUAUGCUAAGCUCCGCCUCCUUGGCAGCUGAGGACCCAAUCAGAAACUUCUCUGCCCGGAAUAUUAUACUUGGUUACUUUGACUAUGCUUUCACGGCUAUCUUUACUGUAGAGAUCGUGUUAAAGGUCCUAGGCUAUGCAGAUUAUGUCUUCACUAGUAUGUUUACAUUUGAGAUCGUGUUGAAGAUGACCACUUAUGGCGCGUUCCUCCACAAGGGGGCCUUCUGCAGAAACUACUUUAAUCUUCUAGAUCUGCUGGUGGUCGGCGUGUCGCUGGUGUCCUUCGGAAUUCAAUCGUCGGCCAUCUCAGUGGUGAAGAUACUGAGGGUUCUGAGGGUGCUGCGUCCACUCAGGGCCAUAAACAGAGCUAAAGGACUGAAGCAUGUGGUCCAGUGUGUGUUUGUGGCUAUCAGGACUAUCGGAAACAUCAUGAUUGUCACCACUCUGCUGCAGUUCAUGUUUGCCUGCAUUGGUGUACAGCUCUUCAAGGGGAAGUUUUACCGCUGUAAUGAUGACACCAAGACCACCCCAGAAGAGUGCAAGGGAACGUAUAUCCUGUAUAAAGAAGGAGACGUGAACCAGCCAUUCAUUCAGAAGCGCCACUGGCACAACAGCGAUUACAACUUUGAUAAUGUGCUCAUGGCUAUGAUGGCUCUAUUCACAGUGUCCACGUUUGAAGGCUGGCCAGCGUUGUUGUACAAGGCCAUAGAUUCCAACCGGGAGAACAUGGGUCCGAUCUACAACUACCGUGUGGAGAUUUCCAUCUUCUUCAUCAUUUACAUCAUCAUCAUCGCCUUCUUCAUGAUGAACAUCUUCGUGGGUUUCGUCAUUGUGACCUUUCAGGAACAGGGAGAGAAAGAGUACAAAAACUGUGAGCUGGACAAGAACCAGCGUCAGUGUGUAGAGUAUGCGUUAAAAGCGCGUCCUCUCAGGAGGUACAUCCCAAAGAACCCGUAUCAGUAUAAGUUCUGGUACGUGGUGAACUCCACCGGCUUCGAGUACAUCAUGUUCGUCUUGAUCUUACUCAACACCAUCUGUCUCGCUGUUCAGCAUUACGGUCAGUCCGAGCUGUUCAAUUAUGUUAUGGACAUCUUGAAUAUGGUCUUCACCGCCGUCUUCACUGUGGAGAUGGUGCUCAAACUGAUCGCCUUCAAACCCCGGCAUUAUUUCACUGACGCAUGGAACACGUUUGAUGCCUUAAUUGUUGUCGGUAGCGUCGUAGAUAUUGCUAUCACAGAAGUCAACCCCACAGAGGCACCUCAGGUGGAUGAGACGGGGAACACCGAAGACAGCGCUCGCAUUUCAAUAACCUUCUUCCGUCUUUUUCGAGUGAUGCGAUUGGUCAAGCUACUGAGCAGGGGGGAGGGCAUUCGAACCCUCCUCUGGACCUUCAUCAAGUCCUUCCAGGCCCUGCCGUAUGUGGCUUUGUUGAUAGCCAUGCUCUUCUUCAUCUAUGCUGUCAUUGGCAUGCAGAUGUUUGGGAAAAUUGCCAUGGUGGACCACACACAAAUCAACAGGAACAACAACUUUCAAACCUUCCCUCAGGCUGUGCUUCUGCUCUUCAGGUGUGCAACUGGUGAAGCCUGGCAGGAGAUCAUGUUGGCGUGUAUGCCAGGGAAGCUGUGUGACCCCGAGUCGGACUAUAAUCCAGGAGAAGAGAUGACCUGCGGGAGCAGCUUUGCUAUUGUCUACUUCAUCACCUUCUACAUGCUCUGCGCCUUUCUGAUCAUUAACCUGUUUGUGGCUGUCAUCAUGGACAACUUUGACUAUCUGACCCGUGAUUGGUCGAUUCUGGGGCCACAUCAUCUCGAUGAGUUCAAGAGGAUUUGGUCAGAGUAUGAUCCAGAGGCCAAAGGCAGAAUAAAACAUCUUGAUGUAGUGACGUUGUUGCGCCGUAUUCAGCCGCCACUUGGCUUUGGGAAACUCUGUCCUCAUAGAGUCGCCUGCAAGAGGCUGGUGGCUAUGAACAUGCCUCUGAACAGUGACGGCACUGUCAUGUUUAAUGCAACACUUUUUGCUCUUGUUAGAACUGCGCUGAAGAUCAAAACAGAAGGUAACCUAGAGCAGGCGAAUGAAGAGCUCAGAGCUGUGAUUAAGAAGAUCUGGAAAAGAACAAGCAUGAAACUUCUGGAUCAAGUGGUGCCCCCUGCUGGUGAUGAUGAGGUAACGGUGGGGAAGUUCUAUGCCACUUUCCUGAUACAGGACUACUUUAGGAAAUUCAAGAAACGCAAAGAGGAAGGCCUGGUGGGCGUUCACCCAGCACAGAACAACACCGCCGUCGCCCUGCAGGCUGGCCUUCGUACGCUGCAUGACAUUGGGCCAGAAAUCCGCCGUGCGAUAUCAUGUGACCUGCAGGAUGAUGAGCUAGUAGACUUUAUGCCAGAGGAGGACGAAGAAAUUUAUAGGCGGAAUGGAGGACUCUUUGGCAACCACAUUAACCAUAUAAAUGGUGAUCCCCGAAGAAGCUCCGGCCACCAGACAAACGCCACACAGCGCCCCCUGCAGGUACAGCCGCCCCCACAUUACGCCCACAUGGAGCAGCCCGUGGGGCGCCUGGGUCGCGCCAACGUUAUGGCGCAGCAAAACCAUCACCGCCACCACCACCACCAUCAUCAUCAUCACAACUCCUACAACAAGUCGCCCAAGUCUACCAACAUCAACCUCAACAACGCCAAUGUGUCCAGUCUACCCAACGGAGGACACAAUCGUUACUAUGAGCAUAUGCCCGCUAACGGUUACCCGGGAUCAUACUAUGGAGAAUAUGACAAGCCCAGGACCCCACAUGGUCAAAGAAGGCGCUACUAUGAGACGUAUAUUAGGUCGCAGGACAAUGACAGAAGACGACCCACUAUACGCCGCGAAGAGGAGUACGAAGAAGAUCAUUACACUGGAGAGUACUACAGUGGAGAUGAGUUUUACGAAGAUGACAGCAUGCUGUCGGGUGACAGGUACCCCAACAGUGACCAGGAAUACGAGACACCACGGGGUUACCAUCAUCCUGACAGCUGCUAUGAGGAUGACGAGCAGCCCCUUUAUCAUGAUUCACAUAGGUCACCAAAGAGAAGACUGCUUCCUCCAACACCGCAAGGUAAUCGGAGACCAUCGUUUAAUUUUGAGUGUCUGCGCAGACAGAGCAGUCAGGAUGAUCUUCCUCAUCAGCGUACUGCUCUUCCAUUACAUCUCAUGCAACACCAGGUGAUGGCGGUAGCGGGUCUCGACUCCAGCAGGGCUCACAGGCUUUCACCUACUCAAUCUACUAGAUCAUGGGCAUCACCUCCUCCCACUCCUGCAAGUAAAGACCGGACGCCGUACUACACACCGCUUAUCCGUGUGGACCGUCCUCUGAGGGACAGCGCCCACAGCAGUCACUCAUCCAUCAGGAAAAGCUCGUGGUAUACAGACGACCCCGAGUACCAGAGGAACUACUCACCAGUUCACCUGCAGGUCCCACCCGAGUAUAGAAACCAGUACCACCAAAAGAGAGGCAGUGCUACCAGCCUGGUAGAGGCAGUCUUGAUAUCAGAAGGACUGGGUCGAUAUGCCAAGGAUCCAAAGUUUGUGGCCGCCACGAAGCACGAGAUCGCAGAUGCGUGCGAGAUGACCAUUGACGAAAUGGAGAGCGCUGCCAGUCAUCUACUGAACGGGGGCAUUACGCAGGGUGUCAACGGUGUCACUGUCUUUCCCAUAAUGGGCCACAGAGACUACGAGCUGCAAGAUGUCUCAGCUAGCUACAGUGACGAGGAACCAGAACUCGAACCCAGACCGCAGUAUGAGGAGGACCUGGCAGAUGAAAUGAUAUGCAUUACCACUUUAUAGCACUUGAUAAGCGGCUACUGCUGUUCCUCAGAAACUGAUCAGCAAAACAAACAAAUCGAAAUAUAGUAUAUUUACUGGCUUACUACCUAAAGAAGUGCCUUUACAGCAGAGCAGAAAGGCACCACAAGAACGGACGCUUUGGUGCCACUUGCUCACUUCCUGCUCACACAGGAAUUUGGCAGUCAUGGCACCAGGGAGGAGCUAAGAACUCUGGAGGUAAACUUUAAUUGGCUGCUUGUACCGUCACUGCAGGAAAUGGACCAAUGAGCAGUGAGGGGAGGUACCCGGGGUGGGGGGGUGGCAGGCUGUUUCCACGGUGAUGACAAUCAAACGAAUGUCAUUACCUCAGUCACUUUAUUAAGGGUUUUGCAUAUCAAGCACGUUGCAAGCUCAAUGCAAGCUAAGUAUGGCAUAUCCCUCAACAAAGGCUUUAGUUUCGACUCGCCCCGUAUUUUAGUACCGUUUAAGGCAAAGUGCAUAUUUUAGAGAACAAACGCUAAUUCUACAACACUGGUUUACAAUAAGGAUAUCAUGCAGUUUGGUGGAUUUUGAGAGGAUUUCAGCAUUUGUGUUGAAUGCACUAGCAGACAGGUUAUUUUUUUAAUUUAGGAUAGCCUGUUUGAUAUUUCAUAAUAUGCUGUAAAUGACUUGUAAUAUAUAAAGGUAAAGAAAACUUUGUAAAGAGACAUAUAUUUUGUAAUUGUGUACUGUACAAAAAAGAAAAGCAGCAAUAUUAAUCCUAAUUGAUGUUAUUGCAUUUCAAAAAAAGACUAAAUUCGGUGUUAUUUUAAUAGGUACUGUACUUUAUUAUUAAAUACUUUGCCUUUA
Molecule: messenger RNA, 7493 nt
Organism: Carassius carassius (crucian carp)
Lineage: Eukaryota; Metazoa; Chordata; Actinopteri; Cypriniformes; Cyprinidae
Product: voltage-dependent L-type calcium channel subunit alpha-1D-like
Exons: 49
Coding region: 411-6665 (2084 amino acids)
Biological process (GO): calcium ion import across plasma membrane
Cellular component (GO): voltage-gated calcium channel complex; membrane
Molecular function (GO): high voltage-gated calcium channel activity
Source: RefSeq, a predicted model, not a curated record